AUGAUUUCCUACUUGGGCACUAUAAGUUCUGGCUCUGCCUUUCCCUUCCUUGCUGCAUUUCCAGAUCAGCAGCCCCAGGUGUAAGGAGACAGCAUAGCAGGAGAGCCUGCCAGAGGUAGUUUUGCAGACAAGGCUUACGAGUGGAGCUCCGAGGAGGAGGAAUCUGUGAGGAAGGCAGGGCCGGUGCAGGUGCUCAUUGUCAAAGAUGACCACUCCUUUGAGCUGGACGAAGCCGCCCUGAACCGCAUCCUCCUCUCCGAGGCUGUCAGAGAUAAGGAGGUGGUGGCUGUGUCCGUGGCUGGAGCUUUUAGGAAAGGAAAAUCAUUCCUGAUGGACUUCAUGCUGCGCUACAUGUACAACAAGGAAGCAGUGGACUGGGUUGGGGAUUACAACGAGCCUCUGACUGGUUUCUCCUGGAGGGGCGGCUCCGAGCGGGAGACGACCGGGAUUCAGAUAUGGAGCGAGGUUUUCCUGGUGGACAAGCCCGAUGGCACCAAGGUCGCGGUGCUGCUGAUGGACACGCAGGGCACCUUUGACAGCCAGUCCACCCUGAGGGACUCUGCCACCGUGUUUGCCCUCAGCACCAUGAUCAGCUCCAUCCAGGUUUAUAACUUGUCCCAGAAUGUGCAGGAGGAUGAUCUGCAGCACUUGCAGCUUUUCACCGAGUAUGGCCGGCUGGCCAUGGAGGAGACGUUCCAGAAGCCUUUCCAGUCCCUUAUAUUCCUUGUCCGUGACUGGAGCUUCCCUUACGAAUUUUCCUACGGAUCUGAUGGUGGUGCAAGAUUUUUGGAGAAGAGGCUGAAGGUGUCAGGCAAUCAGCACGAGGAGCUGCAGAAUGUCAGGAAGCACAUCCAUUCCUGCUUCACCAAAAUCUCCUGCUUCCUCUUGCCUCACCCCGGCCUCAAAGUCGCCACCAACCCCAAUUUCGAUGGGAAACUGAAAGAAAUAGACGAUGAGUUCAUCAAGAACUUGAAGAUUUUGAUUCCUUGGCUUCUUAGUCCUGAGAACCUGGACGUUAAGGAGAUCAAUGGCAACCACAUCACCUGUCGAGGCCUUGUGGAGUAUUUUAAGGCCUACAUAAAGAUCUACCAAGGGGAGGAGCUGCCACACCCCAAGUCGAUGCUGCAGGCCACAGCAGAAGCCAACAAUUUAGCAGCAGUUGCCACUGCCAAAGACACCUACAGCAAGAGAAUGGAAGAGGUCUGCGGAGGGGACAAGCCCUUCCUGGCUCCCAGCGACCUGCAGGCCAAGCACGCGGAGCUGAGGGACGAGGCCGUGCGGCUUUUCCGCGGCGUGAAGAAGAUGGGCGGGGAGGAGUUCAGCCGGCGCUACCUGCAGCAGCUGGAGGCCGAGAUCGACGAGCUCUACAUCCAGUACAUCAAACACAACGACAGCAAGAACAUCUUCCACGCCGCCCGCACCCCGGCCACGCUCUUCGUCGUCAUCUUCAUCACCUACGUGCUGGCCGGCGUCACCGGCUUCGUCGGCUUGGACAUCAUAGCCAGCCUGUGCAACAUGAUUCUGGGCUUGACACUUAUCACACUCUGUACCUGGGCUUAUAUCAGAUACUCUGGGGAGUACAGAGAACUGGGAGCUGUAAUAGACCAAGUGGCUGCAGCCUUGUGGGACCAGGGAAGCACGAAUGAGGCCUUGUACAAGCUGUACAGCGCGGCCGCCACCCACAGACACCUGUACCACCACGCCUUCCCCGCGCCGCGGGCCGAGCCCGCCGAGGGCUCCGACAGGAAGACGGUGUAGGAAGGAAAGAAAGAAGGAAGGAAGGAAGGAUGGAGCGAUCCCACCGGCGCAGCCCCGGCGUGUUCCAGCCGCCCUCACCCCGCGUCCGCCCCCGACCCCGCCGGGAGCAGGGGAGCGGUCCCGGGGCAGGGAUUGUCCCGUCCCCGUGUACAUACGGCACUGCCGCGGCGCACAGCUUUGGAUCGUCAUCGCCAGCGACUCCCAGCUCCUUUAUGAAGCCUUACUGCCCCCUUCUUAAUUAGUCGCCACUGAGGAACCGAUAAUCCGCGUGAUGCCGCAACUAAAAAGGCCGAAGCUUAUCCGAAAGGCAAUUUAUUUCAGGUUUUAACGUAUAACCACGUUUUCCCCCCCUUCGUUUAACUGUUUAAUUCCGUAAACAUAAUUAAACUGUAUUAACUUGCUUUAUCAGACACUGUAAGGGCACCUCUGCUAUGGUCUGUUCAGGGUGCUGUGAGGAACGCGGCCGUUUGUCUGUCUGCACAAAGUGUCACUUUGUAGCUGUGCUGGAGGAAGUUUCACUGUUAUUCCUGUACAUAUUUAUCCAUGAUAGUGCAUAGGACGUGUGGUACGGUUCUAUUCUUUUAUCGUCAGGACUAUUAAAGUUUGCUUUUGGUUCCUAAGAA
Hirundo rustica (Barn swallow) is the source of this 2381-nucleotide messenger RNA. RefSeq names its product atlastin GTPase 1 (gene ATL1). The transcript is spliced from 14 exons. Gene Ontology annotation, molecular function: GTP binding; GTPase activity. Gene Ontology annotation, biological process: protein homooligomerization; endoplasmic reticulum organization. The record is from RefSeq and is a predicted model, not a curated record. Bases 331 to 1758 code for a protein of 475 amino acids. NCBI's taxonomy places the organism in Eukaryota, Metazoa, Chordata, Aves, Passeriformes, Hirundinidae.